GCGGCCCGCAGGUCCCAUCCCAUGGCGGCGGCCUGGAAGUGGCCGCGGAAGUUGGCGGCUGUCGCUGCGGCGCUGCCCGGCGGGGGUGGCUCGGGACGGGCACCGGGACGGGCACCGGGACCGGGUCCUGCCGCGGAACCGGCCCCGGAGCCGGUCCCAGAACCGGCCGGCCCCGCCACGGCCGCGCUCUACGUGCACUGGCCCUACUGCCGCAAGCGCUGCUCCUACUGCAACUUCAACACGUACGUGGUGCCCUCGGUGGAUGAGGCGGCUGUGCGCGCCCGCCUGGUGCGGGAAGCACAGACCCUGCUCCGCCUCAGCCAGGUGCACAGCGUCAGCUCCGUCUUCUUCGGCGGGGGCACCCCCAGCCUGGCCAGCCCUGGCACUGUUGCGGCAGUGUUGGAGGCCGUGGCGGUGGCUGCCCACCUUCCUGCUGGUGCCGAAGUCACGCUGGAGGCCAACCCCAGCUCCACCAGCACAUCGCGCCUCGCCGGCUUCAGGGCAGCCGGGGUCAACCGCCUCUCAAUCGGCGUCCAGUCUCUGGAUGACUCCGAGCUGAGGAUGCUGGGCCGGGAGCACACAGCGGCAGAGGCAUGGAAGGCUGUGGAAGCAGCACGGGGGCUCUUCCCUGGCCGAACCUCCAUUGACCUCCUGUUUGGGCUGCCGGGACAGAGCCGGGAUGCCUGGGCGCAGCGGCUGGAGGCGGCGCUGGGGCUCUGUGACAACCACAUCUCCCUGUACCAGCUGACGCUGGAGCCGGGCACGGCGCUGGCAGCACAGGUCCGGCGGGGAGCCCUGCCCGCACCGCCGCAGGACGUGCUGGCUGACAUGUACCAGACCGCCCGCACUGUGCUGGCGGCCGCUGGCUUCCGCCACUACGAGGUCUCCAAUUUUGCACGGAAGGGCGCCCUCAGCACCCACAACCUCUCAUACUGGCGGGCUGACCAGUACAUCGGUGUGGGGCCAGGGGCGCAUGGGCGCUUUGUGCCGCGGGGUGAGGGCGGCCGCAGCCGGGAAGCCCGUGUCCAGACUCUGGAGCCUGUCGCCUGGAUGCGGGAGGUGCACAGCCAGGGACACGGCACCAGGAGUCGGGCGGUGCUGAGCCCGCUGGAGCAGCUGGAGGAGCUGUUCACCCUGGGACUGCGCACGGAUGAAGGCGUCACACACGAGCGCUGGGGGCACUUCUCCCCCCAGCUCAGCCUGCAGGCCGUGUUCGGGGCGCCGGGGGAGGCUCGGGCACUGCAGCAGCAGGGCUGGCUCGUCCUGGACAGCGGUGGCCUGCGGUGCACCUGGGCCGGCCUGGCCGUGCUGGACUCGCUGCUGCCCGACCUGCUCUGGCAGCUGCAGCGGGUGCUGGGCGCUGCCCGGCGCCCACCGAGGGGGACCCCGGCGGGGGACCGAGCCGGUGGCCGGGACGCGAGGGCUGUAAGCGACCACAAUGGAUAAUAAACCACAGGAGCAGUG
Molecule: messenger RNA, 1464 nt
Organism: Corvus hawaiiensis (hawaiian crow)
Lineage: Eukaryota; Metazoa; Chordata; Aves; Passeriformes; Corvidae
Gene: RSAD1
Product: radical S-adenosyl methionine domain containing 1
Exons: 9
Coding region: 22-1446 (474 amino acids)
Biological process (GO): porphyrin-containing compound biosynthetic process
Cellular component (GO): cytoplasm
Molecular function (GO): coproporphyrinogen oxidase activity; 4 iron, 4 sulfur cluster binding
Source: RefSeq, a predicted model, not a curated record